CCUCACCACCACCUCGUUACGCCGUGCUACGUGGGGCUGCCUGUGCGGACUACGGAUUCAAAUCGUCGGAUCGCGCGCGCCCCACAAUUUUGGGAGCCUCAAAGCCGGCGGCCGCGGAGGCGUUCACGGUCGCUCCACUGCUGGACUAAAAAUCUCCACCGUCUCUCACGAGCCCUGCGAUGUGUAAUGAAUGCCGUUGGCUCUAAACGUCGUUCGUUGUCGCGAUCCCGGAAGCCAUGGCGACCAGGUUUAACCGAGCUCUACCUAGGCCAGGUAUUUUCCGCUUUCUGUGGGAGCUGGAAGGAGGAGGGCCUACUGACGGCGAGGUGCAGAGUGUGCGCACCAUCGGAAGGAUGGUCCUGUACGAUGCGGUUCUUUCGCGGGCGAGAAUCACGAUGGUGAAUGGGACCGAGUAUCACAAGCUGUGGGUAGACACGUCGCUCAUCGAGCCCUUCACCACCCGCAUGGGAGGGCUCUACCUGUUCCUCGGGGAGAUCGAGAGGCUCACAGAUGAGGAGCGCCCUCUGUUGAAGGCACGUGUAGUGCAGUGUGUGGAUGGCGUGGACCUCCCUGCCCUGGAGCAAGCAUUGAAGGACCAGCGCAGAUAUCUGGCCACCAGAGAAGGCUCGGAGAUGAGCUAGUUCAAAAAGCUCGAAUAACUUAGAUUCUUCCAGAUAAAACUUUCGAUUUAUAACCCAUCAACUUGAACAUGUAUAUCCCGUUUGUCAUUGCACUUCCUGGAUGAUGGUCUCCCUACAGCGUUGCGGGUCAUCGUGGUUAUUUGACCCUACUUCACCUUGUUGCUCAGUGCGAGUUUGUUAAGCAACGGAGCACAGAUGUGGAAGAAUAGUCACAGUUUCAAGGAUGUUUCUACACUGCCCUCUGUUGACCAGAAUGUAGUACAGCUCCGCAGCCACCUAUAUUACAUUAAGCAUGGGUAUUUAUCGUCACAACUCCUAUAACCUAGGUUAUCACGAGUGUGCAGAAAGCAUACGUUGCAAGCUCUAUUAAACAUGUUCUGUCUUGCAUUUUCUACUGAACUGUUGAAGAGUCUCGAACGUGCAGCUGUAGUCCAUUUCAGGUCAAUGGACCGCAAAGCCACGAGGUCCAAAUCUCGCUCUCUGAGAGCGCGGAAUGACCAGGUUGGCGUGAGCUGACAAAUGCUUCGUGCUGAUGGACGACACACGCGUCCAUCAGCACGGAGCAGAUUGGCGUAGACACUUGUACACCAAUAUGCAACAGUUUGUAAUCAAUGUUUUAUUUAAUUGGCAGCCAGUGCAGGUCAUCACGAGUGGUCAGUGUGAUGUGGUCAUACCCUCAGCUUCUGCACUAUCAGACGCCCUGCUGCGUUUAGGACAGACUGGAGUGGACAUAGAUGGGAUGGCACUGGCGCAGCCGAAGACAUUUACAAUAGUCAAACACGACUCGUGAUGAAUGAAUGCGUGCGGAUUUAUGUAGGAGCUGAGGCGCGAUCACGAUGCAACACAUGAAGCAGCUUUAUUAUGAAAGUAAUCGCACCAUCGAUUAGCACGGUUGGCUACGUACGGUGAAGAAUACGUUCUACAUAUAUACAAAGCUGGGUGUCAUCAGCAUAUCUGUGUAUGCCAAGACUUUGUUGCUCAGCGAUGGUUGUCAUGUCAGCCGUUGAAAGUAGAAAGUUCGAGACCCACUUCCUCGUGGCACUCCGCAAUGGACUGCUGACGUGGUUGAUUCCUGACCAGGGAAGGCGACGUCUGCAUCCUCUGCCAGAUUAAAGAGUCAAUCCACGACCGUACAAAUCCAACUCCAAACGCAGUGUGAAAACGGUCGAUGAGGAUGUCAUGCUCGACCAUGUCAAAAGCAGCAGACAUCCUAGCGUCCUGGGUGAUUGCCCAUCCAAGUUUUAGCCUGGCUUAAAUUCCUGCUUGGCUUCUGAGAUUUUACGAGACGGGUCACGUUCCAGGUGAUUCUCAUAGAAAAUCCAUUAACAUUCUCUAAACAAUAUAGUGAUGCUUAAAUCUAAAUGGUUUGGUGUUCAUAUGCAUUUUGACUUUUAGAAAGUUUGUAAAUAUAUUUUGCCUAUUUGCAAACUACAAAUAUUUUUAUAAAGAUGAGCAACCUUUUUGUUUACAUAAAAUAUUCCAUUCCAUCUUGCUGCAACCAAUAUAAUGUAUGCUCUGGAUUCCCAUUUUAUAAAAUGCAUUAUUUUAGGAUACAACUAUAAUGUGAAAAUAAAAGUCCAAACAUUCAAAUA
Messenger RNA from Petromyzon marinus (sea lamprey), 2233 nucleotides. RefSeq names its product TEN1 subunit of CST complex (gene TEN1). NCBI's taxonomy places the organism in Eukaryota, Metazoa, Chordata, Hyperoartia, Petromyzontiformes, Petromyzontidae. Gene Ontology annotation, cellular component: CST complex. The record is from RefSeq and is a predicted model, not a curated record. Gene Ontology annotation, molecular function: telomeric repeat DNA binding; single-stranded DNA binding; telomerase inhibitor activity. Gene Ontology annotation, biological process: negative regulation of telomere maintenance via telomerase.